This is a messenger RNA of Zea mays, 2255 nucleotides long. Its product is annotated as protein NRT1/ PTR FAMILY 3.1. Gene Ontology annotation, cellular component: membrane. The transcript has 3 exons. Gene Ontology annotation, biological process: transmembrane transport. Gene Ontology annotation, molecular function: transmembrane transporter activity. The record is from RefSeq and is a predicted model, not a curated record. The coding region runs from base 223 to 2025 and encodes 600 amino acids. Lineage: Eukaryota; Viridiplantae; Streptophyta; Magnoliopsida; Poales; Poaceae.
GCCGUUCGCUUGCCUGUCUCUACUGCCCGCCUCGCUGUUCGCACGCUGGGUUGGUCCACUGGCUACCGAAUCUUGCGCCGAUGUAGUUUUAGAUUAGGGAAACUGUCCACUUGCCAAUUUGCCACUGGAUUGCUUGUUAUUUUAGCCCUUCAUCUGUGCUGCGCUAGUACUUCUGUAUCUCAGUAUCCAUAGCUUAGUCCCCUACGGGCUACAGUAGUAAGGAUGACUGACAAUCUGGUAUCAAGCAUGGAGACUGCAGCUCUGGCCGACGAGGAUGCAUCGCCGAAGAAGACGAAGCAGGGCGGCUUCAGGACUAUGCCAUUCAUACUGGCAAACGAGAUCUGCGACCGGUUCGCGACGGCCGGCUUCAACGCCAACAUGAUCACAUACCUGACGCAGCAGCUGCACCUGCCGCUCGUGGAGGCCUCCAACCUGCUCACCAACUUCAACGGCACCGCGGCAUUCACGCCGGUCCUGGGCGCCAUCAUCGCCGACUCCCGUGCCGGCCGCUUCUGGACCAUCGCGGGGGGCGGCGUGCUGUACCAGCUCGGCAUGCUGGGCCUCGUCGUGUCCGCGCUCGUCCCCGCGCUCCGCCCCGCGUCCUGUGGUGCCACUGGCGCUGCGCCCCCGCUGACGUGCCAGCGCGCGAACGGCGGGCAGCUCGCCAUGCUGUACGGUUCCCUGCUCCUCACCGCGCUCGGCGGCGGCGGCAUCCGGCCCUGCGUCGUGGCGUUUGGCGCCGACCAGUUCGGCCAGCGCGGCAAGCGUCCUGGCGGCGAGCAGCAGUGGAGCUACUUCAACCUCUACUUCUUCAGCAUGGGGCUCGCCGUUCUGCUGGCGCUCACCGUGGUGGUGUACAUCCAGGAGAACGUUGGGUGGGGCUGGGGGUUCGGGAUCCCCGCCAUCGCCAUGUUCGUCUCCGUGCUCUCGUUCGUCGUGGGGUACCCACUCUACGUGAAGGUAAAGCCCCAAGGAAGCCCCUUCAAGAGGCUCCUGCAGGUCGUCGUCGCGGCGUUUAAGAAGGGGAAGGACUCCGUGCCGGAGGACGUCGGCUUGCUGUACCAGAACAAGCAGCUCGACGCCCCAGUCGCCGCCGACGGGAGGCUGCUGCACACCGAUCAGCUUAGGUUCUUGGACCGAGCGGCUGUACUGACGACGGGAGACCUUUCCGACUCCGGCGAGCCGAACCUCUGGCGUGUAUCGACGGUGCAUCGGGUGGAGGAGCUCAAAUCCAUCGUCCGCAUGCUGCCGCUGUGGGCAGCCAGCAUCACGGCGAUCGCGGCCGCGUCGCACAACUUCACCUUCGCCAUCCAGCAGGCGCGCACCAUGGACCGCCACCUCACCCCGCGCUUCCAGAUCCCGCCGGCCACAAUGAUCAUCUUCACCACGCUGACCAUGCUCGUCAGCCUUGCUCUCUACGACCGCGUCUUCGUCCCCGUCGCGCGCCGUUACACGGGGCGGCGGUCGGGUGGCAUCACCUACUUCCAGCGCAUGGGCGCCGGCUUCGCGGUGUCCGUCCUCGGCGUCCUGGCGGGCGCGCUCGUGGAGGCCAGGCGGCGCCGCGUGGCCGCGGAGCACGGCCUGCUCGACAGCCCCAGCGCGGUCGUGCCCGUCAGCGUGUUCUGGCUGGUGCCGCAGUACGCGCUGCACGGCGUGAGCGACGCGCUCUCCACGGUGGGGCACAUGGAGUUCCUGUACGACCAGUCGCCAGAGAGCAUGCGCAGCUCGGCGGCCGCGCUGUUCUGGGUCGCCGGCUCCCUCGGGAACUACCUGGGCACGGUGCUCGUCACGGUGGUGCAGAGCGCCACCAGAGGGGUGUGGCUCCAGGACAACAUCAACAAGGGGAGGCUGGACUACUACUACUGGCUCGUUACAUUCCUCUUGGUGCUCAAUCUUUUCUACUACAUCGCGUGCUUCCAUUUUUACACCUUGAAGACGUUCGAGGUGGACGCCGGCCGCACUAAUGGUGGAGAACGGCAGCCGGAGGCUGCGGAGCCUUGCCAUGUACAGGUUGGAAGUUUGUAGUGAGAGAAGCUUUCAGGGACCUGUUUGCUGGGCGUGUCAGGUAGGGUAGAUGUAGAUCUCACUUCCGGUUUCUGCACUCCUAGAAAGUGGCAAGUCUCGCUGUAAUUGACAUGUGACUAUGUUUUAGAACUCUGCUCAAUGAUUCUCUAGCUCCCAGCUCUAAUGCUCUAUAAUUAUCUAGCUCCAAGAGUCGAUUUUCUAAUAGAGUGAUUAUGAGUGAUUAUCUAGCA